Arctia plantaginis is the source of this 273-nucleotide messenger RNA. The record is from the annotation of a GenBank genome assembly. Lineage: Eukaryota; Metazoa; Arthropoda; Insecta; Lepidoptera; Erebidae.
AUGAGUGGUUUGUGGAGAUGGCGUGAGAGAUCAGAGAUAAAAAAACAAAAUCUGGAACGUCUUACUCAUCCCGUAGUUGUCAGAACUCGUAAAGCAGGCGAAUGUGUUAUUGAAAAUGGUGCCAACAUCAACGCGAAUGUAGAGGGUAUAUCAAUGGACCCAGGUCUCCUGCAGCAGGUGUGGAGUCCCGCUACGCAACUGCUUAACUACACGUGCACGAGCAGCGAGUGCGCAACGUUGGGGCGCGAGCGCGACGAGCGCGUGAGACAAUAA